Coregonus sp. 'balchen' is the source of this 10293-nucleotide messenger RNA. The record is from the annotation of a GenBank genome assembly. NCBI's taxonomy places the organism in Eukaryota, Metazoa, Chordata, Actinopteri, Salmoniformes, Salmonidae.
AUGUACAGUGGUAGGGUCUAUCUGACUGAUUGUUUUCUUACUGUGUGUUUCAGGACAAGAAGACCUACCUUGACAUCAUCCACACCUACACGGAGGUGCACGCCACCGUGCACGGCACCAGCACUGUGCACUUGCCCAGCUAUGUGAGAAACUACGGCAUCCUGAGCGGCCGUGACCUGCAGUUCCUCCUCAGGGAGACCAAGGUGAGAGCAUCACACACACACACACACACACACAAACACACAGGGUGAGAGCUUGCAAACACACACACACACACACUUAUACAGUACACACGGACACACACACACACACACCAGAGUUGAAGAAUCCUGCCCUAGAGAGAGGAACCACACUUGCCACACUGUAGGACUCGGGGGCAUAGGUUCCUGAUAAGAUAAGACGUAAGAAAUACUUUAUUAAUCCCCGAUGGGAAGUUGGUUUGCCAGUGAACAGCAUGUACACACAGUCACGAAAAAGACAACAAUCAACAAUAAGUGGUUAAAAAAAAAGUCCUGAAGUUACAGUGGGCAGUGGGAUGAUUAUUCAAAUGAGAAUGUUAUGAGCAGUUUGUUCUUAAUAGCAGUUAGCUGAACACCACAGAAUGUUCUAAGAUGUACAUACACAUACACACACACACACACACACACACACCGACACUCUGUUUGUUGGGAGUGCGACACCCCCCCCGUGUCUUCACUAUGCAUCACAGUGAGCGGAUGGUGUAUGAUGUCGCUGCCAUAAUGACGUCACUCAAAGUGUCAAGGCGAGUGUCAGGAUCUCUCAGCACAUCAUCAUUAGUCAUAGUGAUCUCGCCCAGAGCGCCUCAGCAGGGCCGUAUGCUAGCCAGGGCCUCCAUUCAUGUCAUGCCCAGACCUGCCACUGCUCUUGACACAAUGCAACUGCUCAAGGUUCACUUCUUCUGAAGCGCCUCCAACCACACUGCCUGAUUUCUAGCCAUACAACUGGUCCCAGAUCUAUUUGUACUGUAUAGCCCAACGACCCUCUGAAGCUCCAACCACAAUGCCUGUUCUCAAGCCACACAACUGGUCUGUUUGUGCUGUAUAGCCAACUCCUAUGGUCGUGCACACAAAACAGAUCUGGGGCCAGGCUACACCUGUCCUAAAUAGUCUGAAAAGAUGCUGUGAUUCUGUGCAAACCUGUCGGGAGAAACUGUGUAAAAUCUGGAAACCAGCAAGAGUCAGGCUUGAAAAGAGAGAGCGAUCAGAUAUCUUUGGAAGGAGAGGGAGAGAGUGGAGGAGAUCUUUGGAAGGAGAGAAAGAGAGUGGAGGAGAUCUUUCAAGAUCUUCUCAUUACCUCGGUGUAUGGAAGCCCGGAGGGGGGGUGGGGCGCUAAUUGCCAUAAAUCCAGACCUGUUUAGCAGCAGUAUUGUGUUGUUGAGAUAACAAGAAGAACGAGGCAAGGUGUUUUCCAGCCACACUUUCCUCCCUGCUCCUCUUUAUGAAUAAAGCAUUUACCUGCUAACAGAUUGCUUGUGUUAAUUGUUCCCCCGAGAUUUUUGGCAAAACGACACGGAAUACAUAGAUAAAGUAUAAAAUAGGGCAGGGGUGGAAGGGACUGUUUGAAUUGGAAAUGAGCCAGCAUUAUACUGCCUUAGUGUAAUAUUAUAUGGCAUUGGUAUUAAGAAUGCUUUGGCUGUAGCUAAUGGGUAUCCUAAUUAAAUACUAAAUCUCACAAAACAUACACUAACUUGCGUUUCCAACUGAAUCGAAGACAGGGCUCAUGUUGUCCCGCUUUCAUUGGCUCUAAGGUCCUAAUUCUCUCUUUAUGACUUGUGAGAAACAGAAUUCAGCUUUGUACCUAGAAGGAAGUUGGCUACAAUUAUUGUCCUCCCGCUCUACAUGCAAUUUGCAACUUCCCUUUGUGUGGAAUGUGGAUGGAGGUUUAACCAUGGGCUGUUUGCAUCUCCUCUGUCAUGCUAUGGCAAAGUGCCCUUCUAUUGAAAUACCAGUUCAAGGUGAUGCAUUGGUCUGGAGUAGGGUGACGUUGCCCGUACACUCUGAUCUUGGGUCAGUUUGGCAUUUUCCCCACUAAUUGUUAUGGUUAAGAUUCAGGGACCCUUGAACAAAAUCAAAUCAGAGUUUAUUUGUCACGUGCACAGCAUACAACAGGUGUAAGCAGUACAGUGACAUGCUUGCUUGCAAGCAUCUAUUCUGUUACUAGGGGAAACUUCACUCCAGAACCAUGCUAUUGCAAAAGGGCCCUUCUGUUGAAAUAACAGCCCAAUGUGAUGCAUUGGUCUGCAGUAUUUAGUGGUGGAUCACUGGCUUUUCUCUCCUAGGUCUCAGCCUUCUUUAUACUGGCAUAUGACCACAUUCUUCUUCUGAAGUUGUUCACUGUAGUUGAAGUACUGUAUUUCAUUGAAGGGCACUUACAACUAGCCUGGUUGCCUCUCACCUUCUCACCACCCCCCAUAUAGAUUCCUUCUCACAAUAUCCAUUUAGCAUAUACUAUGCUAUGCUUUUGUAUGCUGUGCAAUUCUAUGCUGUGCUAUGCUACACUACACUAUCUGAGAGGAGUUUGCUCUAUAAAUAGCAGCUGUUUGUCAGGCCUGUGUGCUCACUGGACUGCAGUCUUCCACACUCACUGCCUUGGAGGAAACACCACCACUGAGCCUCUGCUGCCACCUGUUGACAAAACGCUGACAGCUGCAGUCAAUACUGUCUGUCCCACUGCUGUUCAUUGUUUGCAUUGGGGUUCUCCAACUCCGGUUCUGGGGAGCUACUGUCCUUGGACUGCAGGCUUUUGCUCCAGCUCGUCACUAGCACACCUGAUUUAAAUAAUCAUGAUAAGGAUUUAACUCUGGACCAUGCCUAGCAUGCAAUCUCUAUCGCACUCCACACUGCCCUUUCCCACCUGGACAAGAGGAACACCUACGUGAGAUGCUAUUCAUUGACUACAGCUCAGCAUUCAACACCAUAGUGCCCUCUAAGCUCAUCACUAAGCUAAGGAUCCUGGGACUAAACACCUCCCUCUGCAACUGGAUCCUGGACUUCCUGACGGGCCGCCCCCAGGUGGUAAGGGUAGGUAACAACACAUCUGCCACACUGAUCCUCAACACGGGGGCCCCUCAGGGGUGCGUGCUCAGUCCCCUCCUGUACUCUCUGUUCACCCAUGACUGCAUGGCCAGGCACGACUCCAACACCAUCAUUAAGUUUGCCGACGACACAACAGUGGUAGGCCUGAUCACCGACAACGAUGAGACAGCCUAUAGGGAGGAGGUCAGAGAUCUGGCCGUGUGGUGCCAGGACAACAACCUCUCCCUCAACGUGACCAAGACAAAGGAGAUGAUUGUGGACUACAGGAAAAAAAAGAGGACUGAGCACGCCCCCAUUCUCAUCGACGGGGCUGUAGUGGAACAGGUUGAGAGCUUCAAGUUCCUUGGUGUCCACAUCACCAACGAACUAUCAUGGUCCAAACACACCAAGACAGUCGUGAAGAGGGCACGACAAAGCCUAUUCCCCCUCAGGAGACUAAAAAGAUUUGGCAUGGGUCCUCAGAUCCUCAAAAAAUUCUACAGCUGCACCAUCGAGAGCAUCCUGACUGGUUGCAUCACCGCCUGGUAUGGCAACUGCUUGGCCUCUGACCGCAAGGCACUACAGAGGGUAGUGCGUACGGCCCAGUACAUCACUGGGGCAAAGCUCCCUGCCAUCCAGGACCUCUAUACCAGGCGGGUGUCAGAGGAAGGCCCUCAAAAUUGUCAAAGACUCCAGCCACCCUAGUCAUAGACUGUUCUCUCUGCUACCGCACGGCAAGCGGUACCGGAGUGCCAAGUCUAGGUCCAAAAGACUUCUCAACAGCUUCUACCCCCCAAGCCAUAAGGAAUUAGAUGUGUUACUGCAGGGCUGGAACAAAAUCCUGCACACCCAGUAGCUCUUAAGGAGCGAAUUUGGAGAAGCCUGGUUUUACAUUCCCACACGAGGUAGUGAGGUACAGUGGCUGAGGAGUGAGGUACAGUGGCUGAGGAGUGAGGUACAGUGGCUGAGGAGUGAGGUACAGUGGCUGAGGAGUGAGGUACAGUGGCUGAGGAGUGAGGUACAAUGGCUGAGGAGUGAGGUACAGUGGCUGAGGAGAAGGAUGAUAUAGGGAAAGGCUGGUAGGUAUAGGCUGAAGAGAAGGGAUGGUAUGGGAGACUCCUAAAGAGACCCUCUGUCUCUCCAGGCAGGGCCGGCACUGACCCAGUGGGAUCUGGCUCUUGCCGACUCACAGACCAGCCAUUGUGGCCGUCGCCGGCCCUCCGCUAUAACAACCACGGCUCCAAUGGCUCUCUUUUUACUAAUGGGGCCUCAGACAAACACAUUAUUGUGGCACGCUUCACGGACUAGUCACCUCUGGUUCCAGCAUGUUGGAGAGCCUCUCAGAUAUUUGCUUUGGUCAUCCAACUCAAUGGGUUUGCUAUUGUCCUCUGUGUGUAUGGAGUCUUUGUUGUGAUGAUUGGCAUGGCCUCUUCUCUCCAAUGACAGGGCCGUAUUUGUGUGUAGAGUGUGUUUCACGAGAAGUGCUAGUAGAACAAGUAAUACAAGUACUGUAGCUACAGUACUUGUAUCAGUGCCAAGAAGUGCUUGAACGAGAUGGGUUCAAUGUUAAGUACAUAAAACAUGACACACUUAUUUACAGAGUCUGUCCAUUUUCUGCUGGCUAUGCCAAUAUUCAGCUUUUUUAAUACAGAUCUUUAUUGCUACAAAAAUAUAUAAAUAAAAAUAAACAUAAUCACCACUCACUAAUUCAGUCACUAACAUUUUACCCCGGCAUGCUUAUGGUAACAACACCACUCCCCUUACUUCCUCCUCUGGUCAUUGUUUGUAUGUGCAUGUGUGUGCGCACAUUUUCAUUCACUCAGCGUUAGCCCCUCCUUGGGCCGACACCACAUACACGCUCAAAAGCGACUGAGAACUUGUGGCUCUGCUUACCAGACAGGAGAAGCCCUCUUUUACGACACCGUUUUAUAGCAGAACACUGUGGAAUAGUUAAAAAACAAUAAAAGCUGUCUGAGCCUCUGUAUGCUGCUGGUGCAGACCAAACAAACGAAAACAAUGGCAAGGCUGUGGGAAUUCUAGGAAAUAAGAGGUGUCUGCUCUUAUUUCUCAGAAGAAGAAAAUAUUGUACUGCAAUAGUUUUUUCUUCCUGGCACUGAUUCUGCUGAUGGGGGCUAUUUCAAAGAAGAGUCUACUUGCAAUAACUUUGAUAUGUAGUUGUUGUUUCCUACUAAACUUAGUUGAAUGCAUUAAUUGUAAGUUGCUCUGGACAAUAGUGUCUGCUAAAUGUCAAUGUCAAUGUAAAUGUAAUGCUCUUUUGCUCCACAGCUGUUUGUUGGCCUGUCCUUCCCCUACGAAGGCCCCGCCCCCCUAGAGGCCAUAGCUAAUGGCUGUGCCUUCCUCAACCCCAAGUUCACCCCGCCCAAGAGCAGCAAGAACACAGACUUCUUCAAGGGAAAGCCCACCCUGAGAGAGGUGAGAGGCGCCACUCCGCCUAGGGACCCCAGUCAAAGCGUGUGUGUGUAUGUGUGUGUGUGUGUGUGUGUGUGUGUGAGAGAGAGACAUAACCUAGUCCUCUAUUCUCUUCUGUGCUGCUACCUCUCCUUUCUUUUAUUCAUGACAGGUCCUCUGUAAUAAGUCAGUCUGGUGUUUGCUAAAUGAUAGGGUCUAGUUUGUUGAGCGUGUGUGCACAGUAGUUCUUCAUCUGUGAUGUGACUCGACCUCAAUGCUCUCCUACUACUGAACUACUGUGUCAUGUGUUUGAUUCUGUCAUGCGUUUAUCUGUUUUUAGCCUGCCAGGGGGCUACAGAUGAAAAAUAGCUGUCUAUUAUUAGCUGACUAGCUAAUUCAGCUACUGUGACUCUUCAGUAUUGUCUGAUGUUGAUGAUUGAUUGUACACAAUAAUCACUCUGGAUAAGAGCAUCUGCCAAACCUGCUAAAUGACUCAAAUAUAAACGUAAAACAAUAUAUUGUGUGCUUUCUUCAGCUUGCCAAAAGUAUUUUUAUGGCAGUCGAAGAAAUUAAAUAAAAAUGUGUUCCCAUGCAGUUGACCUCCCAGCACCCAUAUGCUGAGGUGUAUAUUGGCCAGCCCCACGUGUGGACGGUGAACAUCGACAACCCUGCAGAGGUGGAGAGAGCCAUCCGCUCAAUCCUCAGUCAGAAGGUACCCUUAAAACACACACACAGAGACACACAAACAUAAUAGGUUUCCCUGCUCACAUUCUCUCCUUUCUAUUCUUUUAGCACAGUCUGAAAUGAAAACUCUCCCAGUCUCAUUUCCUAAAGCCUCAGAUACUCAAACGAUUGUACCAGUCAGGGAAGCAGAGAGCGUGUUCACAAGGGGGCCCGAUUAGAAUAGAAGAAUAAGACAAAUUCACAGAGAGAUGAAUUGAGAAUAGCAAAGUGAGAGCUUUUCUUUCUCUCUCCCCUCUCACUGGGACCAUGCAUAUUUAAGUCCAGGGGCAAGCAGACCUCGUGUCUGUGUUCCCAAUGGCACCCUAUUCCCUAUAUAGUGCACUACUCUAUGGGCUCUGGUCCAAAGUAGUGCGCUAUGUAGGGAUUAGGGAAUAUGGUGCCAUUGGGGACACACACAACUCGUGUUCUUCUGCAGGGGUGCCCGAACAAUGGGUUUGUUCAUUAGAGAAGGCUACUGUGUCUCAUAUGGUUUCUGACCUAUGUCCAGACUAACAGCCCUCAGCUUAAUUUUCUCUCUCUGUAUGUGCCCCAAAUGGCACCUUGUUCCCUUUAUAGGGCACUACUUUUGACCAGGGCCCUAUGGGCCCAGGCUCUGGUCAAAAGUAGUGCAUUACAGUGCAUUCAGAAAGUAUUCAGACCCCUUGACUUUUUCCACAUUUUGUCACGUUACAGCCUUAUUCUAAAAUUGAUUAAAUAAUUGUUUUUCCUCAUCAAUCUACACCCAAUACCCCAUAAUGACAAAGCGAAAACAGAUUUGUAGAUUUUUUUGCACAUCAUUUUUUGGGGGUGUGCAAAAACUACAAAAAUAAAUACCUUAUUUACAUAAGUAUUCUACAAACCUGUUUUGGUUUUGUAAUUAUGGGGUAUUGUGUGUAGAUUGAUGAGGGGAAAAAAACAAUUUAAUACAUUUUAGAGUAAGGCUGUAAUGUAGCAAAAUGUGGAAAAAGUCAAGGGGUCUGAAUACUUUCCAAAUGCACUGUAUAUAGGGAAUAGGGUGCCAUUUAUGAUGCAACCUCUGUCUCCGCUCUCUACGGCUGAGAGCAUAGAAUGUUAUUCCACCAAUCACAAAUUGAUCUCAGAGGUUAGUUGACCAAGUGAGUGUUUCCCAGCACUGUAUAACAAGUUGUUUAGAUGGAACAAAGAUGCAGCUCAGUAGUUUGUCUCAUUGAGUUUUGCUCUGUCGACUACAGAACAUAAUGACUAUAGUGUGUGUUCAGUUCUCGCUGAUAUCCUCGGCGCUACUGUAGGUAGUUGUAUAUAUAUAUUUCAGGAGUGUUUCUGUCUAGAGGACCUCGGUCAGGGUUGGAGAGUUGUGACGCGCAUACAUACACACAUACUCUGCACGCACACACAGUCUCUCUCUCUCUCUCUCUCUCUCUCUCUCUCUCUCUCUCUCUCCUCUCUCUCUCUCUCUCUCUCUCUCUCUCUCUCUCUCCUCUCUCUCUCUCUCUCUCUCUCUCUCUCUCUCUCUCUCUCUCUUUCUCUCUCUCUCUCUCUCUCUCUCUCUCUCUCUCUCUCUUCAGCCUCUUUCCUUUUCUUCACAUCAGUACCUGUCCCACCAUAGGCACAUCUAAAGCAGACACAGGCACAUACUCUAAGCAAGCUGAGUGCCAUUCUACAGCCUAUAAGAGCUUUAUGUCCAGCUCUAGCCUGACUCACCUGUCUAUCCCCAGAUCGAGCCCUACCUGCCCUAUGAGUUCACCUGUGAGGGGAUGCUGCAAAGAGUCAACGCCUUCAUUGAGAAUCAGGUACGACCUCACUAUAACGGUCCUCUCCAUUCCGCAGUACAGCAGUCAGAGCCUUUUCGCACUAUUGUGCCGACCCUAACUGUACUUUUUAGGCUCACUUUCCGGUGAGUACAGUUCGGUACAAGGUCAGCAUAGUUUUGUUACACACUGCUUAUUUCCAGCAUGGGUUAGGCAGGGCAUGGCUAGCUAACUAUGCCUCUCUGCUUGCUUAGGCGGACUGGCGCCAGGGCCCAUAUUAACAAAGUAUCUCAGAGUAGGAGUGCUGAUCUAGGAUCAGUUUGACGUUUUACGUCAUCAUAAAUAAGAGGGGAGACCUUUAUCCUAGAUCAGUAUUCCUACUCUGAGACGCUUCUUGAUUACAGGCCCAUAUUUGUUAGCGGGCCAGCUCGGCUCCCUUUUAACGAACUGAGCCUUACUAAAAUGGACAAUAUUGAAAGAAAGUAUCUGAGCCAGGACAGUAUGGUUCGGUUUGGCACAAUAGUGUGAAAGGGGUAUCAGAGCCUCUGGAGUAUUCUACAGUGCAUUUUCACUGAAAAAAGGAACUCUGUCCUGUUUCAGACUAGAGCCCAACUGGCCUCUCCUUCUCCUCCCAUCUGUCUAUUUGUCAUGCCCAUGUAUACUAUACCUCUGUCUGGUAGGGAAUAUCAUCUUUCUAUGAGAUUCUUAUCUUGGUGUUGACUUUGUAGCUACUAAUGACAGCAUGCAGCUGCUUCUCUCUUCAUCGACUGUGAACAGAUUGGUUCUGAAUGUAUCUUUUUGCAGAGUUGGCUCUGUGUCCGUUCCUCUCUCGGUGUCUCCCUCCCUCUCUUCCUCUGCAUCUGUUCUGCUGCACUUUGUGAGAAAUGCUGAUGUAAAAAGGGCUUUAUAAAAUACAUUUGAUUGAUCCUGUCUGCAUGAAGAGACGUCCCUAUGCACCCCUGUCCUGUCCCAACAGGGUCCUAUGCCAGCCCUGGGAAAUAGGUCUCAGGAGAAAUGUCACUUUACACACUGUGAACAAACAAGCUGUCAAUAGUGCCAUCUGUCCUAUAGAGGGAUAUUGUUACAGCAAUGCAGCCACAAUAUGAGCUGUUGUCAUUUUUUUAUGCAAUUGAUCCACGUUCUAUCUUUCAUUCACUCAUUCUUGUAUUUUGACUAUUCAAUACUGAAUGUGAAAUUACUUUAAUAUAACUCUCCAGUUUUCUCUCUCCCUGUCCCCUCUUUCUUCCCUCCCUGUCUCUCUCGCUCUCUCUCCCUCCCGUUACCCUUCCCUCUCUCCCAUCUCCCCCUUUCUCUCCCCCGCCCCCAUUCACCCUUUCCUCCCUCUCUCUCCUUUUCCUCCCUAGGAUUUCUGCCAUGGCCAGGUGAUGUGGCCUCCCCUCAGUGCUCUGCAGGUGAAGCUGGCUGAGCCGGGGAGCUCCUGUAAGCAGGUGUGUCAGGAGGAGCAGCUCAUCUGCGAGCCCUCCUUCUUCCAGCACCUCAACAAGGACAAGGACCUGGCCCGGUUAGUGUGUGCACAUAAAGUACACCUAAACCUGCAUGCAAACGCGUGCACUCGCACACACACAAAUGCACAUCCGAGACACACGCACACAUGCAUUUUGCUUUCUACCCAACAGAUGGCGGUAUAGCAUAAAUAUACGUUCAAUACCUGUCUGAUGCUGUGCUGAAUAUGUUUUGCUCUUAAACCACUAGAGGUCGCACACAAGUUAUUCCCUUAAUAAAGAUUCAGAGACAAAAUGAUAGAGAGAUCUCAGAAGGAAACAGAAUUUAUUGCAAUUGUCAAAUGUCAAUAUAAGCAAUCUCAAAUUAAACUCACUCGUCAGUGUCAGCAGUGAGUGGUUAUUGAGACGUCAGGACUCAAUGUAAUGGGGAUCAUUUAAAGGAAUUUUCUCUUUGAGCUGUAGUGCAUCAUAGCAGACACAGUGAUGCUCAAUCUGUCUGUCUGUCUGCCCUGACUGUGUCUACCUGUCUUUCUACCUGCUUGUCUGUCUGACAGCGUCUGUCCAUCUGUCUCUUUCUGUCUGUCUAUAUGAUAUCCCAGAUGUACAGAUACAUUUUUACUUGUGUUUCUUUGUUAUGUGUAUACUGUAUAUUGUGUCUUAUGUACUCCCGGCAGCAUAAUGAAUUUCCCUGUGUGGACAAUAAAGUAGAAUUGAAUAUUUACCAUUUUCUGUCUCAGGUUCGGCAUGGACUGCCAGACGGUGGAGUCGUCGGGCGACACGGUGGUGCCGGCGUACAGCGACGCGCGUCAUCACUGCGUCUUCCAGUCGGACCUGCUGCUGUUCAGCUGCGCCGGCGCCCACCCCUCCCUCAAACGCGUCUGCCCCUGCCGGGACUACAUGAAGGGCCAGGUGGCGCUGUGCAAAGGCUGCCUAUAG